This is a messenger RNA of Octodon degus (degu), 2199 nucleotides long. RefSeq names its product bromodomain containing 7 (gene Brd7). Lineage: Eukaryota; Metazoa; Chordata; Mammalia; Rodentia; Octodontidae. Gene Ontology annotation, cellular component: nucleus. The transcript is spliced from 17 exons. The coding region runs from base 1 to 2013 and encodes 670 amino acids. Gene Ontology annotation, biological process: regulation of transcription by RNA polymerase II. The record is from RefSeq and is a predicted model, not a curated record.
AUGGCCGCCCCGAGACCGGCCCCCCUCGGCCCGCAGGCUGCAGCGCCACCUCCGGCCGCCAGGGGCCGCCACGCGCAGGCGCCGCGCCCCGUUUUUGUUCCAGACUAUGUGGAGAAGCCUUUGAAGUUGGUCCUGAAAGUGGGAGGGAACGAGGUCACCGAGCUGUCCACGGGGAGCUCCGGACACGACUCGAGUCUCUUCGAGGACAAAAACGAGCAUGACAAACACAAGGACAGAAAGCGGAAAAAGAGGAAAAAAGGAGAAAAGCAGGUGCCUGGGGAAGAAAAGGGGAGAAAGCGGAGACGAGUGAAGGAGGAUAAAAGAAAGCGAGAUCGAGAUCGUGUGGAGAAUGAGGCAGAAAAAGACUUUCAGUGUCAUGCCCCUGUAAGAUUAGACUUGCCUCCUGAGAAGCCUCUCACAAGCUCUUUAGCCAAACAAGAAGAAGUAGAACAGACACCCCUUCAAGAAGCUUUAAAUCAACUGAUGAGACAAUUGCAGAGAAAAGACCCAAGUGCUUUCUUUUCAUUUCCUGUGACUGAUUUUAUUGCUCCUGGCUACUCCAUGAUCAUUAAACACCCAAUGGAUUUUAGUACCAUGAAAGAAAAGAUCAAGAACAAUGACUACCAGUCCAUAGAAGAAUUAAAGGAUAACUUCAAACUAAUGUGUACCAAUGCCAUGAUUUACAACAAACCAGAGACUAUUUAUUAUAAAGCUGCGAAGAAGCUUUUACACUCAGGAAUGAAAAUUCUUAGCCAGGAAAGAAUUCAGAGCCUAAAGCAGAGCAUAGAGUUUAUGGCCGACUUGCAGAAAACCCGAAAACAGAAAGAUAGAGCAGACACCUCUCAGAGUGGAGAAGAUAGCGGCUGCUGGCCCCAAGAGAGGGACGACUCUGGAGACACUGAAGCACAAACCUUCAAAAGUCCCAAUAAAGACAAUAAAAAGAAAGACAAAGAUGUACUUGAAGAUAAGUGGAGAGGCAGCAACUCAGAACGGGAGCUGGAGCAGAUUGAACGAGCUGUGCAAGAGUCAGGGGGAAAACUGACCCGACGACCAGCCAACAGCCUGUGCGAAUUUGAAAGAAGAAAACCAGAUGGAACAACAACACUGGGACUUCUCCAUCCUGUGGAUCCCAUCAUAGGAGAACCAGGCUACUGUCCUGUGAGACUAGGGAUGACAACUGGAAGACUUCAGUCUGGAGUGAAUACCUUGCAGGGAUUUAAAGAAGAUAAAAGGAACAAAGUAACCCCAGUGUUAUACUUGAAUUAUGGGCCUUACAGUUCUUACGCUCCACAUUAUGACUCCACUUUUGCAAACAUCAGCAAGGAUGAUUCUGAUUUAAUCUAUUCCACCUAUGGGGAAGACUCUGACCUUCCAAGUGAUUUCAGUGUCCAUGAGUUUUUGGCAACAUGCCAAGAUUAUCCAUAUGUUAUGGCAGAUAGUUUACUGGAUGUUUUAACAAAAGGAGGGCAUUCUAGGACCCUACAAGAGUUGGAGACGCAGUUAUCACCUGAAGAUGAAGGCCAGACCAGGACACUUGACACAACAAAAGAAAUGGAGAUUACAGAAGUGGAACCCUCAGGGCAUUUGGACUCCAGCACUCAGGACAGGCUUACAGCACUGAAAGCAGUAACAAAUUUUGGUGCUCCAAUUGAAGUUUUUGACUCUGAAGAGGCUGAAGUGUUCCAGAGGAAACUUGAUGAGACCACAAGAUUGCUCAGGGAGCUCCAGGAAGCGCAGAACGAGCGGCUGAGCACCAGACCACCUCCCAAUAUGAUCUGCCUCUUGGGUCCAUCAUACAGAGAAAUGCACCUUGCUGAACAAGUGACCAAUAAUCUUAAAGAACUUGCACAGCAAGUCACUCCAGGUGAUAUCGUAAGCAUGUAUGGAAUACGGAAAGCAAUGGGGAUUUCCAUUCCUUCCCCCACCGUGGAAAACCACUUCGUAGAUCUAACGGAAGAUUUAGCGGAACCUAAGAAGACUGACGUUACUGAGGGUGGAUCUGCUGAGAGCUGAAGAUAACUGGUAUUGGGUUAUCUAUAUUAUGUACAUAUUUUUUUCAUUCUGAACUUGAAAGUGCUUUUCAAAAGAUAUUAACUAUUUGUAAAUUGUGUUUUUAAUUAAACUUUGGAAUAAUCAGCUUUAAUGUUCCAGAGAUUGGACUUCUAUUAAAUAAUAAAGUUGAACCUGGAACUCUUGGAA